Messenger RNA from Neoarius graeffei (lesser salmon catfish), 1287 nucleotides. It is a transcript of the gene b3galt2, whose product is annotated as UDP-Gal:betaGlcNAc beta 1,3-galactosyltransferase, polypeptide 2. The transcript has a single exon. Gene Ontology annotation, molecular function: N-acetyl-beta-D-glucosaminide beta-(1,3)-galactosyltransferase activity. The record is from RefSeq and is a predicted model, not a curated record. NCBI's taxonomy places the organism in Eukaryota, Metazoa, Chordata, Actinopteri, Siluriformes, Ariidae. Bases 1 to 1287 code for a protein of 428 amino acids. Gene Ontology annotation, cellular component: membrane.
AUGCAGUGGCGACGGCGACACUGCUGUCCAAUCAAGAUGAUAUGGAAUAUCAAGCGGUCACUCUUCUGUAUUCACACGAUGGGCCUGCUUUUGCUGGCCAUACUUUUCACCAUCUUUCUCAGCUGCAAAGAUUGGCUAUCCAGUCAACCAGGACUACGAGAAAACCCUGUGGCUUACACAAUGCAUGGAUUGCAUCCAGUAAAGGAACAUGCUGAGGGCAACCAAAGUCUCUGGAGGGAGUCACUUUUUGUUCCUUCUAAGCCACCUAUGAAUUUCAGUUCUCACCAGUCAGAGGUUGCGGUCCAAAGCAUCUCAGGAAUGGAAACAUCUCUCAGCACUAACAAUACAAAUGGUAAUACCUUGCACAGAGAAAUGGGUGUGGGAGAACAGCUGGUACCUAAUCCAUACCGGUAUUUACUGAAUGAGCGCUACAAAUGUCAAGACAGGAGCCCCUUUCUCAUUCUGCUCAUUGCAGUAGACCCAGUGCAUGUGGAGGCCAGGAAUGCCAUCAGACAAACAUGGGGAAAUGAGAGCAUGUUCAUGGACGUGGGUUUUGUGCGUCUCUUUCUCUUGGGUGUAAAAAGUAGUCUCACUGACCACCUUCAGAGUGCCCUUGUGGAAGAAAGCUUCCAGCACCAUGAUAUCAUACAGCAGGACUUCAUGGACACCUACUACAAUCUUACCAUCAAAACGCUGAUGGGCAUGAACUGGGUUGCCGAUUACUGUCCUCAUACCAGGUAUGUCAUGAAAACUGAUAGUGACAUGUUUGUCAAUACAGAGUAUUUAAUCCAAAAGCUGCUGAAGCCAGAGUUACCACCUCAGCACAACUAUUUUACUGGCUACCUAAUGCGAGGUUACGCACCAAAUCGCAACAAAGACAGCAAGUGGUACAUGCCCCCAGAGCUUUAUUCCAGUGAGAGGUACCCCAUCUUCUGUUCUGGCACAGGUUAUGUGUUCUCUGGAGACAUGGCAGGCAAGAUCUACCAGGCAUCAUUAAGUAUACGUCGUCUGCAUCUUGAGGAUGUCUAUGUUGGGAUCUGCUUAGCAAAACUGCAUAUUGAUCCAGUGCCACCGCCAAAUGAGUUUCUCUUCAACCACUGGAGAGUUUCUUACUCAAGUUGCAAAUACAGUCACCUUAUCACUUCCCACCAGUUUCAUCCCAGUGAACUCAUCAAGUACUGGAACCACUUGCAAAGCAACAAGCACAAUGCUUGCCUCAACAUGGGAAAAGAGAAGAGUAGCAAAUUGCGUCAUAGAAAGCUGCAAUGGGAAAGGAUUCAGCGAUGA